This is a messenger RNA of Pangasianodon hypophthalmus (striped catfish), 1740 nucleotides long. RefSeq names its product receptor activity-modifying protein 1. Gene Ontology annotation, cellular component: membrane; cell surface; signaling receptor complex. Lineage: Eukaryota; Metazoa; Chordata; Actinopteri; Siluriformes; Pangasiidae. The transcript has 5 exons. Gene Ontology annotation, molecular function: coreceptor activity. Gene Ontology annotation, biological process: cellular response to hormone stimulus; regulation of G protein-coupled receptor signaling pathway; receptor internalization. The record is from RefSeq and is a predicted model, not a curated record. The coding region runs from base 59 to 592 and encodes 177 amino acids.
CCUUAUUUAAAGCUAAUACUCCUUGCUCUCAGUUGUCAAAUCCUGAUCUUUCCCACACAUGCACAUACUUACGUCUGGACACAUACAUGUCAGCAGAAUGCUAUACAAGCUCUCAGGAUUACUGUUGCUCCUGCUGGACCUAGCGUUAACUGCGGGUCAGUUAGCAGAUGACACCCUGAAUAAAGGAGACGUGAAUGACACAGAUCAAGAGGACUUACAUCACUAUGCUAAAUGUAAUGAAACACUGUUCAUGGAUUCAUUACAAAUAUUUUGCAUGGUGAAUUUUGAUGAGCAAAUGAGCAACCUGGGGCAAGAGAACUGGUGUGAUUGGGACAUGGUGCUCAGUAAUUACAAUGACCUGACCCACUGCAUGGAGUUUUGUGCUUUGCACCUACAUUGUUACUACCCAAACACUGUUGUGCAGAAGCUGUUUGUGGAAGUCCAUAAUCAAUACUUCAGCUUGUGUGGCACUAAAGAAGACACUCUCCCAGAUGCCCCAGCGAGGGUUGUCCUCGUUCUCACUCUGCUGCCUGUCAGCGUCAUUCCAAUACUGGUCUAUAUGGUCAUCUGGAAGAGCAGCGUUAUUGACUGAGAAACACAAAUACACACAAUUCCAUGCUAUUUUAUGCACUUCAUUUGAAAUACACCAAAAUAUGAAACUGUAAAGCAAUACACUGUAAUACAAUGUAAAGCAAUCAAUGUACAUAAGAUGUCUGUUAUUAGUUCAAGUAUAAAAAAAGUCCACUACCAAGAACUUCUAAUGUGGUGAUAAUAAUAAUAAUAAUAAUAAUAAUAAUAAUAAUAAUGAUAAUAACAAAAAGCUAAAUCAUUCUUUACUGAUGUUGAGUAGAAAACAAAAAACACUGAUGAGUUAAAAUAUUGCUACUGAAGCGACUAAGAAGAUUACCCAAUUUUCCACUUACAAAAACCACUUAUGUAACUACUUUACAAAUGACAUUUUUUACAUGUCUACAAUUGAAUCCAAAGAUGUUCUAUACCUGAGGAAUACAUUUUUGAACAAUUAUGCUAACUAACCAGGUGAGCUACGCUCAACAGUAAACAAUAGCUGGCUAGCUAGAUUUGUUCGCUAGCUAGCUCAUGUCAUUUCUAGCUACAUAAUUAGCAAACAUGCCUCUUACUCAUAAUCCUGAGUGAUAUCUAUAGACUGGAGCAGCACUUAGAUAUAUUUAGCACAACAAGCAUUUAUUACUGAACAGUGAAGCGAGGAGUUUAAUACAGAGCAUUCAUACUGUACAACCUGAAAAGAUCUGGCUAAGCUAGUCCAGCUCACAUAGUCUGCCGUUUAAUGUCUUACCUGUACAUGUUUCUGCAGGUUUGAAUGAAAAUUACAUCACUUUGAAUUAAAUAUAUAUCACAACACAUAAAGACUAAAAUAAAGACUAAAAUAAAGUAGCAUUUGAUUCCAAUUUUGGUUUCACACAAGAAUUUCUCAAACAGCUAGAUACUUAUAUAACAAUAUUAAGUAAUGAAUAAAACAAACUAACUGAGGCAAAAUCUGUAUUAAUUUAAGAAUAACAGUGAAAAAUAAGUUCAUGGUAGUUGGUUAGUUCUUGGUUUGACUGAUUGUCCUGUGCUGUGUUAUUGACGUAAACUGUAAUUGCAAUUAAACUGCUGUUCUUUAGUUAUGAUUGUAGAUUCAAUUAUCGAAUGUGUUUUAAUGCAUUUUUUUUUUUGUAUUUGAAUUUAUUGAAAGCAUUAAAUACUGUAUAUGGAAACCAA